AUGUCGUUCACUGCUCUUUGUGCUCGCUACGAUGUUCAUCAUCGAAAAGCAUUGUUUUAUCAUCCAAUUGCGAAUGGCCAAGCCGAGGUGUCAAAUAGGGAGAUUAAAUGUAUUUUGGAAAAGACUGUAAAUACGUCAAGGAAAGAUUGGUCAAAGAAUCUUGAUGAUUCACUUUGGGCUGAUCACACUACAUCUAAAACUCCGAUUGCUUAUGAGAAUGCGAUAAUUUUUAAAAACAAGUCGAAGGCCUUUCAUGAUAAGCAGAUAUUGAGGAAGGAUUUUCAACCAGGAGAUAAAGUUCUGCUAUUUAAUUCAAGACUUAAGCUUUUUCCUGGUAAAUUGAAGUCGAGAUGGCCAGGACCGUACACGGUAGGUUCUUCUCUUUGUUAUGGAGCAGUGCAAGUUCAUAGUGGGAAGACAAGACACUUUAAGGUGAAUGGUCAGAGAUUGAAGCAUUAUUUGGAAGGCCCAGUGGAAAAAUGCAAGUCCGUGGGGAUUUUGGAACCAAUUUGA
Humulus lupulus (European hop) is the source of this 513-nucleotide messenger RNA. RefSeq lists its product as uncharacterized. The transcript is spliced from 2 exons. Gene Ontology annotation, molecular function: nucleic acid binding. The coding region runs from base 1 to 513 and encodes 170 amino acids. NCBI's taxonomy places the organism in Eukaryota, Viridiplantae, Streptophyta, Magnoliopsida, Rosales, Cannabaceae. The record is from RefSeq and is a predicted model, not a curated record.